Olea europaea var. sylvestris is the source of this 2788-nucleotide messenger RNA. Its product is annotated as peroxidase 44-like. Lineage: Eukaryota; Viridiplantae; Streptophyta; Magnoliopsida; Lamiales; Oleaceae. Gene Ontology annotation, molecular function: peroxidase activity; heme binding. The record is from RefSeq and is a predicted model, not a curated record. Bases 1402 to 2634 code for a protein of 410 amino acids. The transcript is spliced from 2 exons. Gene Ontology annotation, biological process: hydrogen peroxide catabolic process; response to oxidative stress.
AAACGCACAAAUAGAAUACCUGAUAUCCCAGUUCCCCAAAAUAUACUCUUCCGCAUCCACCUUGCCCUCGUUUUCUUGUUUCAUCAAAGUUACUUGUAGCCUCAUCAAUCUCCUCAACAGUGUACACCGUCGCUCUUUUCGAUUCAAAAACUUGGAUUUCUUGGUUCUUAAUGUAAGUUGUUAUGAUUUCAUGAUCCGGUUGAAAAACUAUCAUCUUCAGUUGAAAAACUAUCAUAUUAAAGUUUAAGCUUUUAAAUUGGAAUGGUUAAUCGUGGUAUUAGGAGCAAAUAAAAGUUGUGGUAGUUCUAACCGACUUCCAUUCAUGAAGAUUAUGCAUUUUUUAGGCAACUGUUGGACUUGCACAUGAAGGGGGUGUUUAUUGUUUCUCUAAUAACUUAAGCUUUUAGAUGAGGUCGCUACAACAUCAACCAUGGGAAGGGUAAAAUAGAAUAGAUUAGCUACUUCACAUAUCAGGAUAAUAGAGAUUUUGCAAUAGAAAUUAAAUCAGUAUUACUGGAAUUUGACAAUUUUGGUUUUCACUGAGAUAUUUGUCACCUUUCUUUGGCGUAGAAAUUCUAUUCUUUUCCAUUGGCAAGCAUAAGAGCAAUCUGUUAUCUAUAUAGGAUGAAUUCAGACCCAAAUACAGGUUCAACUUCUCUUUCUCAUCAACUUGAGCAGAAAGUAGAGUUGCAAAAGUCGAUACAGUAUCAUGUGUCUGAACUGUAUAAGUUACCACAAUUUGCGAGUCUUUUUCCUCACAACCACAUAAAAGAUGUAUAUUUAGGACUACUCUGCAGUCAAGUUUGUAUCUUCAGCCGCAACCUGCCUUACUUGCCUUACAGAAUAUCUGAUUUGAAAUGUCAUAGAAAGUAUUACAGAAUGUUUUCGUCUGUAAACUGUAUCGUGAAAGUAUCCAACAGUGCCACCAACAUUCUUUCAAGAAUAGUUGAUUGGUACUAGGUUGUCUUGUCAGUUAACAUAAUAUAUUUGCUUGAUUUCUGUUAUAUUAGCAGAAUAAAAGGAUGCAAUCUAAUCUUUCUGAAAUACGUUGUGCUGAUAGAGAAGAACUUUACAUGACGACGACCGAUGGGGAUUUGGAAGAGCAAGUAAAAGGAUUAAUUUGAGUUGAAUUAGAAGCCGAACCUCUCGUAAAUAGCCUACAAAAUUGUGUGGAUAAAAAGUAUAUUUGACUAGCUUAAAUUAUAACAUGCAUGAAGGAACAUUGGGUUCAACAACCACCAAAUUCAAAAGCCAGUUACAUUUCUAUGAUUUUCAACCAUUGACAAAAUUUAGACAUUUUCUAGUAUCUGCCAUUUUUUCGAAAGCCUAAAAAGUAGCCUGAAAUCCCUGCCAGCCUUCCAUUCAAUCUUUGCAUAGAGCCCUCUCUCUUUGCAAAAAUGAAUGUCUCGCACAAAAAAUUAUUGCGAGAACAUGGCAAGCAGAGGAAGUAUUCAUCUAUCAAUAAUAUUCUUUUUUUUAGCAAUCCUCCCUCUGCUUGCCUCUGCAUUCCCUGGAUUCUUCCAUGUUGAAAAUUCCAAUUCUCCCUUUCAAAAUGAUGGUGUAAAAACCUUCUUUGGAGCACCAAUUUUCAGGGGCAAGGGUGAAAACGAAGAGGCUUCUCUUCCAUCAGAUGAUGUUGGAGAACAAGAGAAGCCCUUGAAGUAUGAAUCCAGGACAAAGGAGGAAACUGGAGUAAAGGGAACCACGAAGGGCAGAUUGAGGGAAGGAUUCUAUGAGAAGACUUGCCCUCAAGCUGAGCUGAUCGUGAACGACGUUAUGAACAAGGCUUUCCAGAAUGAUUCUGGCCUGGCUGCUGCUCUCCUUCGCCUAUUUUUCCAUGAUUGUUUUGUCACGGGUUGUGAUGCCUCGAUCCUCUUGGACAAAACACCUGGCGGCGAGGAAGUCGAGAAGGCAUCAGGUGCCAAUGGCAUGUUCAUACGAGGCUUCGAAGCAAUCGACGAAAUUAAAAGGAAGCUAGAGUACGAAUGCCCCAGCGUCGUUUCUUGUGCAGACAUACUAGCAUUUGCAAACCGCGAAUCCCUAGUAUUCUCAGGCCUCCCAUCCUAUAAUGUGGCUGCAGGUCGCCGUGACAGCCUAACUUCCCUCGCCAAAAACGUCGAGAACAACGUCCCACUUCCUGAUCAAACUACUCAGCAAAUAACGGCCCUGUUCAAUAGAAAAGGCCUAACAGUUGAAGAAAUGGUUGUUCUGACAGGAGCGCAUUCUAUUGGCAUUGCACAUUGUGCCAACAUUAUCGAGAGAUUUUGGGAUCAACAAAAGCGAAAAGAAAUUGAACCAGGCUAUCACGGGGCAGUCGGGUUCUCUUGCGGGAAUGACCCGGAACAAAUAUUUCCAUUCGAUACACUCACAGAAUACAAAAUGGAUUCACAUUUCUACAAGCAAGUGUUGAAUAAGAGAGCCUUGAUUGAAUCAGAUCAAAAUAUGGCCCGUGAUCCUCAAACUGCCAAUAUUAUGAAAACGUUGGCUGAUGAUCAAGAGGGAUGGUUCGGUAAAUUCAUCAAAACCAUCAUUAAAUUGGGAGAGAUUGAGGUUCUUACAGGGGAUCAGGGAGAAAUCAGAAAACAAUGUCGGGAUUUCAAUCAAAACACACGCGGCAUUUUUGGAUUAGGGUAAUCUAUUUGUUUACCUCUUUUGUUCAAUAAUUUGUGAACGUUUCAUUCAAAGAGAACAAUUCGUAAGAGGAAAACUCUGAAUCAUACCCUGAAUAAAAUAUUGAUUCUGCUUAAAAGUAAGUUUGACUUACUUUUGAGUUACUUAUUUGGUGAGA